ACUAGGGUUUGGGGGUUUUUCUCUUUCUAUCCUCCUCUAUAAAAUUGCGACGAACACCGUUUAUUUUGGUCCCUUAUUUGCGUUUGCAGCUCAACACUUUGCUCCGCAGCCGCAGUUCAUAUAAAUAGAAUCCGUCUUUAGCCCGAAUCCAAAAUGUCUGGAGAAGAGCCUGUUGUUGUUGAUACCCCAGUGGCGGUGGCGGCUUCCACCCUUGGUGAGCCUAUGGAUAUCAUGACUGCUCUGCAGCUUGUGCUCAAGAAGUCGAUGGCACAUGGAGGUCUUGUUCGGGGUCUUCAUGAGGCCGCAAAGGCCAUUGAGAAGCAUGCUGCCCUCUUGUGUGUGUUGGCGGAGGACUGCGACCAACCUGACUACAUUAAGUUGGUCAAAGCAUUGUGUUCCGAUCACAAUGUCAACCUUAUUUCCGUUGCAAGUGCCAAGACCCUUGGGGAAUGGUCUGGUUUGUGCAAGAUUGACUCUGAAGGCAAGGCCAGGAAGGUUGUCGGAGCUGCUUGUGUUGUCGUGAAGGAUUUUGGUGAGGAGAGUGAAGGGCUUCACAUCGUGCAAGAGUAUGUCAAGUCUCACUGAGAAGCUCCCGGUUAAGUUGGUUGUUAUGGAAAACCAUUUAGGGCUUUAGAAAUAGAAGCAGUCUUUUACUAUGCUUUUAGUAUGUCUGUUUUAAUUGUUUUUUACUAUACCGAAUUCUAAUGCUUUUGACGACAAUAUUUGAAAUUUUGCUCUUGAUUUUUGAUA
Molecule: messenger RNA, 750 nt
Organism: Salvia splendens (bonfire salvia)
Lineage: Eukaryota; Viridiplantae; Streptophyta; Magnoliopsida; Lamiales; Lamiaceae
Product: 40S ribosomal protein S12-like
Exons: 5
Coding region: 154-585 (143 amino acids)
Biological process (GO): translation
Cellular component (GO): ribosome
Molecular function (GO): structural constituent of ribosome
Source: RefSeq, a predicted model, not a curated record